Tetranychus urticae (two-spotted spider mite) is the source of this 1232-nucleotide messenger RNA. RefSeq lists its product as uncharacterized. NCBI's taxonomy places the organism in Eukaryota, Metazoa, Arthropoda, Arachnida, Trombidiformes, Tetranychidae. The record is from RefSeq and is a predicted model, not a curated record.
GUCACUUAAUUAUAUCUUUGAACUCAAUUAAAUAACUUUAUCAAGUUAAAGAUGUUGAGUUAUAUUCAAUUCAUUUAUUAAUAAGUUGAUCAAGUUGUCACUAAAACAGUUUACCUUUGAUUUGUUAACAUUGACUGAUUUGGAAGCCAUUACAAUGAAAACUACGAUCGGACUCAUCUUUUUAUUUGCCGUGGUCAAUGUGUCAUUUUCCUCAUCACUACGAGAGUUGAACUUCAUUGAAAAUCUGUACACUCUUAAAGAUAUACCGAAGCUGGUACUAACUUCUAUGGUAAAUCGACGAAUUAAUCAAGUCAAGGCUUUAUACGAAAGUGUUUCGAUUUAUAAAGACACAAAAACCUUUUACAAUGCUACUGAACAAUCGUUAAAAUUAGUUUUGGACUAUAUAGAUUCAAAUAACACUCUCAUCAUGAAUAUUUUUAAUCGCUACUCACGUAUUGUUCGCCUUAUAUCCAAUGUUGCCGAACAAACGGAAAUCCCUAAUUUUGAUUACUUAAAUUUGGGUUCUGGCUUCGUUAAUAGUUUACCAAGGAAGGAGCUUCAAGGUAUGCUGGACGCUUAUAUUGAUGACAUUGAAAUGGUUCGUAAGUGUGAAGUAUCCUUAGGACGUUCAGAUCGAGUGGACAUGAAAAUCGUCGAUCGUCUAAAAUCCUUGUCCAGUGAAUUGCGAAAUUAUCAUUUUUAUAGAGACGAUAGAACCGUUUCUGAUUCACAAAGUAUUUCUCAAAAAACCCUAGAUCAAUGUUUGUUGCAACUUGAUUUCUUGAUGAUUCACUUUAUGCUAAACUUCAAAAAUUCAAACAUAUCCCAGCCGAGUGAUACAUUGACGCCAUUCAAUGAGAUUGGAUCGCAUCCCAGAGAGCUUAAGCGCAUAAUCGCGCUAAAAGCUCGAUAAAAAUUAAAUUUGAACAAAAACAUUCCCCAAUUCAGACUUUAUCAACUGACUCAAACCUGUUUGGCUAAUUCUCCAACCACUGUCCUAGUGAAUUAUUUAGAAGAUUAAAGUACAAUUAAUGAAGUCUAUUGUGGAAGCAGACAUUAAUAUUGACAUUGACAUUAAUACUUUUGUUCAAAUGAGAAUUAAACGAAAAAAUACAAAUGACUUCUGCGUUUUUUUUCCUGAAAUCCUAGUGAUUGUAAAAAUGUAACAAUUUUCACUCGACUGGGGUAAUUUUGUAGUUUAAUUAUCUAUUAAAAUUUAUUCAAUUGAUAAA